UGCAACAGCAGCAGCGCCCAGAGCUCGAAGCGGAAUAUGGGGAGCGACCACCUUCAAGUCACAUACACUAUAUUUCAAUUAAAACCACCAGGAUGGAUUUUUCUGUAUUUUUGCAACUGCUUGGCGGAAGUGUACUUUUGGACAAAAGCUAUAAUAUCAAAAGCCAAAGAAAGGUGUAACAUGUCUAUUAUUUGGAAAUAUUAAAUGGAAGCAACAAAGCGAUAAGGAUUCAUCGAAAUGGUUUACGGCCAGAUAUUCGAAAGGACAGUGCCUGAUCAUGAACUUAUUAAUAUAAACGUGGGAGGAUUCAAACAGAGAGUCGACCAGGGUACCCUGCUGCGGUUUCCUCACACCAGGUUAGGAAAACUACUGAACUGUGACACUGAGGAAGCUAUUUUAGAGCUCUGUGAUGAUUACAAUGUUGUGGACAAGGAAUAUUACUUUGAUCGGAAUCCCUGCUUGUUCCGGUACAUUUUGAACUUCUACUACACUGGGAAACUGCAUGUCAUGGAAGAGCUUUGUGCAUUUUCUUUCAGCCAAGAGAUCGAGUAUUGGGGAAUUAAUGAACUUUUCAUUGACUCCUGUUGCAGCAACAGGUACCAAGAGAGGAAGGUGGAUAAAGAUUGGGAACAGAAAAGUGAUGAAAGUAUUGAUUCCUCCUUUGAAGAACUGUCAGCUUUUGAUAAAGAUUUGCAUAAAUUUGACAAUAUGUGGUGUGGAAAAAUAAGAAAGAAUGUUUGGAUCAGGUUAGAAAAUCCUGGACACUCACUCUUGGCCAAAAUCUUGGCAAUUUUAUCUUUAAGUGUGGUCCUUAUAUCCAUUGUGGCUAUGUGCAUUCACAGCAUGCAUGAGUUCCAGGAAUUUGAUGAGGAUGACAAAGAGAUAGUUAAUCCUGCACUAGAAGGACUAGAGAUCGCAUGUAUAGUUUGGUUCACCGUGGAGUUCAUUGCAAGGUUCACAGUUGCGCCAUCUCUAAAGAAAUUCUUCAAAAACCCCUUGAAUAUAAUUGAUUUUGUAUCAAUUCUACCAUUCUACUUCACACUGGGCGUGGAGAAAAUGGAUGAGGACAGCGAGGAGUUAGAAAACGUGGGUAAAGUGAUUCAAAUCCUUCGUCUCAUGAGGAUAUUCCGUAUCCUGAAACUGGCCAGGCAUUCAGUGGGGCUACGGUCAUUGGGAGCCACACUCAGGCACAGCUACCAUGAAGUUGGGCUCUUGCUCUUGUUCUUGACAGUUGGGAUCUCCAUAUUCUCUGUCCUUGUUUAUUCUGCUGAAAAAGAUGAAACUGAGUCAGGGCUUCAUAGUAUUCCUAUGAGCUGGUGGUGGGCAACCAUCAGCAUGACCACAGUCGGGUAUGGGGACACCUAUCCUGUCACUCUAUUAGGAAAACUCAUUGGAAGCGCCUGCAUUUUAUGUGGGAUUUUGGUAGUUGCUCUCCCCAUUACUAUAAUUUUCAAUAAAUUUUCCAAGUACUAUAGUAAACAUAAAAUGGUGGACAUUGACAGUUGCAAUGCAGAACUUGUAGAAGGUUGUUCUGAUUUACCUUACAUGAAUAUUCGAGACAUAUAUGCCAAAAAUAUGCACUCUCUCAUGGCUAGUAUCUCUUCCAUGGUUAGCACCAAUGCCAGUGACCAUAGCACCAUAGAUGCCUCUAGCAUCCACGGUCUAGAAAUUGUUCAGAACACAGCACUUGAGAACUGUUCAGCAAAAUAGAACUUUAUUUUAUUGGCUAAUCUCACUGCUUUCCAAUCAAAGUUCUGUUCUAUGAUUAUUUAUUUGUUGCAUUUUAAAAUACUCAGGGUAUAUAUGUUUGACAUACUACAAUCAUUUAAGUAGCUAGUGUAUCAAAAUGGAAAUGAAAGAAGCAUGUGAAUUAAUUUCCUGACUUCUACUUUAUGCAAGUAUACAUGUUGUUAGUGUUUUGUCUGUUUCUAAAGUAAAUGACAAUGCAAUAUAAACUCAGUCAAAUGAAAAUAUAUGAUACUGAUUGUAUGCCUGCAGGAAAACAUGAAUUUAUUUGUUAUUCAUUUUGGGAACGAGAUGCAAACCAGCAGAAAUUAUAACUGCAUCAGUUUAGGAAUAGUUUCCAUUUCUUAAAUGCGUGCAGAAAAGACUGCAUGAAAAGAAAGAAUAUAGACUUUUAAAAUAUACAUAUAUUCUGUACAAUGGUUAAAGUAAUAAGAAAACUUAAUAAAUAUCCAUUUAAACUA
Messenger RNA from Carcharodon carcharias (great white shark), 2207 nucleotides. RefSeq names its product potassium voltage-gated channel, delayed-rectifier, subfamily S, member 3a (gene kcns3a). Bases 238 to 1710 code for a protein of 490 amino acids. The record is from RefSeq and is a predicted model, not a curated record. Gene Ontology annotation, molecular function: voltage-gated potassium channel activity; protein binding. NCBI's taxonomy places the organism in Eukaryota, Metazoa, Chordata, Chondrichthyes, Lamniformes, Lamnidae. Gene Ontology annotation, cellular component: voltage-gated potassium channel complex; membrane. Gene Ontology annotation, biological process: protein homooligomerization; potassium ion transmembrane transport. The transcript has 2 exons.